Molecule: messenger RNA, 815 nt
Organism: Branchiostoma belcheri (Belcher's lancelet)
Lineage: Eukaryota; Metazoa; Chordata; Leptocardii; Amphioxiformes; Branchiostomatidae
Product: BTB/POZ domain-containing protein KCTD17-like
Exons: 2
Coding region: 1-429 (142 amino acids)
Biological process (GO): proteasome-mediated ubiquitin-dependent protein catabolic process; protein homooligomerization
Cellular component (GO): cytoplasm; Cul3-RING ubiquitin ligase complex
Molecular function (GO): cullin family protein binding
Source: RefSeq, a predicted model, not a curated record
AUGAGGUUACAAAACAUGGCGGAGGAUGGGCACUCGGAUUGGGUCAGACUGAAUGUCGGAGGGACGAUGUUUGAGACGACCCGCACCACUCUGGCUCGUCUGAAGAGCCAGUUCCUUGACAGACUCCUUGCGGAAGACUCUGGCUUCCCCAGGCCGGCUGACGGUGUCUACAAGAUCGACAGAGACCCCGAGGUGUUCAGGGUUCUACUUAAUUUUGGCAGGCACGGAAAACUUCUGCUGAACUCUCACGUGACGGCGGCCAUGUUGGAAGCGGACGCCGACUUCUACAUCCUGGGACAGCAGCUUCGCCUGGCGAUAGACGCACUCUCGGAGGACCCCAAUGCCGACAGCGCACAGAAGUACUUUGAAGCUAAAAAGGCCAUGCGGAGAAGCAACCACCCUCAGGCAUCCUCACCUCUCAAACAAUAGUGAUAUGCCAAAUGUUGAAUCGACUAAGAUGGUAUAUCCACCGCCAAAGAAGACAGUGGCAAAUGGCCUAGGAAGAUCCUCACAAUGGAUGUGGAAGGCCCAAACCCUCGUGGUCGACCAAAGAAGAAAUGGUUUGACAAUGUAAGGGAGGACUUCCAUCAACCCACAGGAUAGAGGCAAGUGGCAGGCUGCCAUCAAGCCUCAGUACUUCUGUGCAAGAUUGUCUAACCCUCCGAAGUCGGGGAGCGCUAGACAAUAAACCGGAAAGUGAGUGAACUGAAUUAAAAAGUGCAAACAAGUUUGAGUCAGGGAUUCGACAUGAAAAUUAUCUUUUAUCUUUUUUAUCUUUCACAGCUAUGUGACAGAAAAUAAAGUUUCCCACCAAU